Messenger RNA from Tauraco erythrolophus (red-crested turaco), 856 nucleotides. NCBI's taxonomy places the organism in Eukaryota, Metazoa, Chordata, Aves, Musophagiformes, Musophagidae. The record is from RefSeq and is a predicted model, not a curated record.
GUGCCCACACCGGUGAAAAUCAAUUUGAUCAAUAUGCUGUCGGAGACAGGGCUUCAGGUUAUAGAGGCCACCAGCUUCGUUUCUCCCAAGUGGGUUCCUCAGAUGGCUGACCAUACUGAAGUCAUGCAAGGAAUUAAGAAGCUGCCUGGUAUUAGUUAUCCCGUGCUGACCCCAAAUCUGAAGGGAUUUCAGGCAGCGGUGGCAGCAGGGGCCAAGGAAGUGUCGAUCUUUGGAGCAGCAUCUGAGCUCUUCACCAAGAAGAACAUCAACUGCUCCAUCGAGGAGAGUUUGGAGAGAUUCGGUGAAGUGAUGACGGCAGCGAGAGCAGCCGACGUUCCCGUCCGGGGAUACGUUUCCUGUGUCCUCGGGUGUCCCUAUGAAGGGAAGAUUUCUGCAGCUAAAGUUGCAGAGGUCUCAAAGAAGAUGUACUCGAUGGGGUGCUACGAGAUUUCCCUCGGCGACACCAUUGGCAUCGGGACCCCAGGGAGCAUGAAGGAGAUGCUGACAGCAGUCAUGAAAGAGGUGCCAGUUGGGGCUCUGGCUGUUCACUGCCACGAUACCUACGGGCAAGCUCUUGCCAACAUCUUGGUAGCGCUUCAGAUGGGUGUUAGCGUGGUCGAUGCGUCCGUCGCUGGCCUCGGAGGCUGCCCCUACGCCCAGGGAGCAUCAGGAAACGUUGCUACGGAGGACUUGGUGUACAUGCUGAACGGCCUGGGGAUCCACACGGGUGUGGAUCUGCAGAAGCUGAUGGACACAGGCACGUUUAUUUGCAAUGCUCUCAACAGAAGAACCAAUUCCAAAGUGUCCCAGGCGUCUUGCAGACUGUGAUGCUGAAUUGAGUUUCUCCUUGGAUCAA